ACACUUUAUAGAAAAGUGAAUUAAUCUCAAAAUUUGUCCUAAAAAGUCAGGUUGAGAUUCAAUUUCUCCUUUGAAGCAUUAUCCAAUCCCGGAAUAGAAUAUACUUCCAUCCCCAUCGGGAGCGGAUGUCCAAAUAGAUAUCACACCAAAACCCAGAUGCUAUAAAUAUAUCCACAAGAAAAAAAAGAAAGUAGCAAUCAAUUAAAUUUCUGCAAAGCUUCGUUAGAUAUUUGCUGAAUUCAUGAAAGAGAAUAAUCCGGCGUCUGUUUUGGCAGCAUUGGUGGCGGUGGCUGCGGCGGCGGCGGCGUUUGCAGGUUUGUCUCAGGCCAAAAUUCCGACCACUUUGGACGGCCCUUUCGAGCCCCGAACGGCGCCGUUUCAUGCCGGCCUCCGUGGUCACGCCGUCGAUUUGCCCGCCGAUGAUCCUCGACUUCGGCGCCGGGUUAGCGGCUUCCUGCCGGAGCAGAUCGCCGUCUCGCUAUCAGUUGAUUAUGAUUCUGUUUGGAUUUCUUGGGUUACAGGGGAAUAUCAGAUUGGUAACGACAUUAAGCCUUUAGAUCCUAAAACUAUUUCGAGCGUUGUUCAUUUUGGGCGAUUAAAAACAUCGUUGACCAGUCAAGCAACUGGCUAUUCCAUGGUAUACAAUCAACUUUACCCUUUUGAAGGCCUCCAGAAUUACACCUCUGGAAUUAUCCACCAUGUUCGUCUUUCAGGGUUGAAGGCACAGAAAGUGUACUAUUACAGAUGUGGAGAUCCAUCCAUUGGAAUGAGUGACAUUUAUUCGUUUAAAAGCAUGCCUGUUUCUAACCGCGGGAGCUAUCCAAAUAGAAUAGCUAUUGUGGGAGAUCUUGGGCUCACAUACAAUACCACCGCCACACUGAGUCACAUGAUGAGCCAUAAGCCUGACCUUCUUCUCAUAAUUGGUGACAUCAGUUAUGCAAAUAUGUACCUCACAAAUGGCACUGGUACUGACUGCUAUUCUUGCACGUUUUCCGAUACUCCGAUCCACGAGACCUAUCAGCCUCGUUGGGAUUUCUGGGGAAGAUAUAUGCAGAGUUUUGUUUCUAAAGUUCCAAUGAUGGUGGUGGAAGGAAACCAUGAAUUAGAAGAACAAGUUGGAGGUCAUAAAUUUGUAGCUUACAGUUCAAGAUUUGCAUUCCCAUCAGAAGAAAGUGGAUCUUUUUCCACAUUUUACUACUCCUUUAAUGCUGGGGGUAUCCAUUUUAUCAUGCUUGGUGCAUAUGCUGACUAUAAGAAAUCAGGGGCUCAGUAUAAAUGGCUGGAGCAAGACUUGGCUAAUGUUGACAGAUGGGUAACUCCAUGGCUGGUGGCAACAUGGCAUCCUCCAUGGUAUAGUUCUUACAAAGCUCACUACAGAGAGGCAGAAUGUAUGAGGUUGGAGAUGGAGGAUCUGCUUUAUUCUUAUGGCGUAGACAUUGUCUUCAGUGGACAUGUGCAUGCGUACGAGAGGUCGAAUCGGGUGUACAAUUAUAGACUAGACCCAUGUGGUCCAGUGUACAUAACAAUAGGAGAUGGAGGGAACAGAGAGAAGAUGGCUGUGGAGCAUGCAGAUGAAGCAGGCAACUGCCGAUAUCCAAAGCAUUCUCCAGCAAAUGAUGGUAACAUUUGUGCCUCAAAUUUCACCAGUGGACCCGCAAAGGGUAACUUCUGUUGGGACCGCCAACCUGAUUUCAGUGCCUUUAGAGAAGCUAGCUUUGGCCAUGGAACUCUCGAGGUGAAGAAUGAGACUUGGGCUCUAUGGACAUGGCACAGAAAUAAGGACACCGAUGAUAAAGUUGGGGAUCAAAUGUUCAUUGUGAGGCAACCAGAUUUUUGUCCAUUUGCUAACAAUAAGCAAACUCGAUGGUUUGCUUCUAGCUGAAGUCUUCUACUCUGACAUCCCAAUUCAGCAAUUAUGCACAAAUCUAGAGGUUUAUAGAUUAAAAGCAUCCUAUUCUCCAGAAAAGUGAUGGUUUAGUCCCUAAACUAUAAUAUUUAUCAAUUUAGUCUCUUUAAUUUGAUAUUAUGUACAAAUUUUGUUUUAAAUGUGUAAUAAUUUUGCCCUUGUCUAGUUUGAA
Messenger RNA from Momordica charantia (bitter melon), 2078 nucleotides. It is a transcript of the gene PAP15, whose product is annotated as purple acid phosphatase 15. NCBI's taxonomy places the organism in Eukaryota, Viridiplantae, Streptophyta, Magnoliopsida, Cucurbitales, Cucurbitaceae. The record is from RefSeq and is a predicted model, not a curated record. Gene Ontology annotation, molecular function: metal ion binding; acid phosphatase activity.